This is a messenger RNA of Brienomyrus brachyistius, 3833 nucleotides long. It is a transcript of the gene kynu, whose product is annotated as kynureninase. The transcript is spliced from 14 exons. Gene Ontology annotation, molecular function: pyridoxal phosphate binding; kynureninase activity. Gene Ontology annotation, cellular component: cytoplasm. NCBI's taxonomy places the organism in Eukaryota, Metazoa, Chordata, Actinopteri, Osteoglossiformes, Mormyridae. The record is from RefSeq and is a predicted model, not a curated record. Gene Ontology annotation, biological process: NAD+ biosynthetic process. The coding region runs from base 964 to 2382 and encodes 472 amino acids.
UGUCUACAUCACAGACAGGGCGUCCAUAUGCUGACACUGAAAUUCAACUUACCUAUGACACUCUCAUUUGGCAUGUAUUUUCUGUUCUGGUCACUAAUUGGCUCCUUCACGUGUUUAGAAACGUGUUAACAGUUUUGAGUUAUUGUGUUUAAAAGAAGACUGCUGUGUGCUGUGUGCUUUCUACAAGUUCAGCGAGUUGCAAAAUGUAUUUAGAUGAAUGAGAAUGUGUUUAGAGUUUUGCAAAAAGGGUGAAUCAGAUCUCCAAAUUAUCCAACUACGUGAAAUUCUUUGUCUUGAUUCGACUCUUUGGGCUUGAAAUCUCCACCUUUGCGAGCCACCAGCUUAAUAACCCGUAUCUAUAUUUCUCCUCCAUAAUGUAUUCUAUUUAAAUCAGAAUUGAUUCAGCUGCCGUGUUCAGUAUCAGUUCAUGUUUCCCUGUUUGGUUUCGUUUUAAUGCACUCAAAGGCAGCUAUUCUUCAAACAUAAAAUCCAGUAUAUGGUCAAAGUUCGCUUGUUGGCAAGACGUGAAACAUUUUCGGAUGAGUGGGGAGCGUCAGUGUCACGAUUCCCUAAUAUUAACGGAAAAAUGUAGCAAUAUUUAUGAGUAAUUAUGAUUGAAUGGGAAAUACGCCUCCCAUACACCAGUUUCGUUGUAAAAGACAAAGGAGACUGUUCGUCUUAUACGUUGCCGUCGUUAUAUAUCGAUGGUUAAUAGUUAAAAACUGAAGUUCCCAGUUAAUCUGCGUGUCACAGUUCAGUGUUUUUGCCUUUGGACUCAUCGAUCUACUGUCUCACAAAGAAAAUCAUUAGUCAUCUUGCACCAGGACCAAUUUGCCGCAUUACUCCAGUACUAAUUUAAUGUAAGUAAUAUUCCCGAUAAUGUACCGAUAUUAUUCGAUUUAUCUUGUCAAAUAGUCAUUUUUAUUCCCAGAGCGACGCUGGAAGGUAGAUUAAUAGUGUAGCAUGGAGGAUGGUACUUUCUCCCAUGCCUCCCCAGCGGAGAUUUUGGAGCGGAUCUCGGCGCAGCUGGGCUGCAGCCCAGGCUCGGCGGAGCUGGCCGCGCACCUUGACAGUACCGAUGAGCUGGGACACCUGCGGGGACUAUUCCACAUGCCCAAAACCACAGACCUGUCUCCCACUGACCCCAGGCUCGUCGACAGCGCGGAGGACGGCGUUUAUCUGGCGGGAAACUCACUCGGGCUGCAGCCAAAGAAAACCAAGGAGUACCUUGACGCGGAAUUGGACAAAUGGGCAAAAACGGGAGUUCAUGGCCAUACAGAAGGAAGCCGGCCUUGGGCCUGGGCUGAGAACACUAUAGAAGAAAUGAUGGCUCAUCUUGUUGGAGCUGAGGUUGAGGAGGUGGCUUUGAUGAAUGGCUUGACGGUUAAUUUGCACCUUCUACUGCUGUCUUUCUACAAACCCACAGGCAGACGUCACAAAAUCCUCAUUGAGGACAAGGCGUUCCCCUCUGAUUAUUACGCCGUGCAGUCCCAGAUACGCCUGCGAGGAUACGAGCCGGAGCGCAGCCUGCUCCUGAUCAGGCCCAGGGAGGGAGAGGACACUCUGCGUACUGAGGACAUCCUGGCCACCAUCGAGAAGGAGGGAGAAUCCAUCGCUGUCAUCCUGUUCAGCGCGGUGCAGUAUUACACAGGACAGCUGUUCGACGUGGCCACCAUCACCACAGCUGGCCAGGCGAAGGGCUGCCUCGUGGGCUUCGACUGCGCACACGCUGUGGGGAACGUGCCACUGCGGCUGCACGACUGGGGUGUGGACUUCGCCUGCUGGUGCUCCUACAAGUACGUCAAUUCUGGAGCAGGCGGCUUGGCUGGAGCGUUCAUCCACGAAAAGCACUCGGGCAGCAUCAGGCCAGCGCUGUGGGGCUGGUGGGGGCAUGACCUGAAGUCGCGGUUUCUGAUGGAUAACGAAAUGCAGCUGAUUCCUGGUGUUGGAGGAUACAGACUAUCCAACCAGCCCAUAUUAUUAGUGUGCCCCCUCCAGGCCAGUCUAGAGGUCUUCAGCCAGACCAGCAUGCAGGCCCUGAGGAGGAAGUCCGUCCUCCUGACGGGAUACCUGGAAUACCUUCUGAAGCGGAACUUCGCCCACGAGGACGCCAACCCACGCAAGGCCCACGUGCGCAUCGUGACGCCCUCAGAUCCGGCCCAGCGUGGCUGCCAGCUCUCGCUCUGUUUCUCCGUGCCCGUUGCCAACAUCUUCAGGGAGCUGGAGCGGCGGGCGGUCGCUUGCGACAUGAGGGAGCCCGACGUCCUGAGGGUCGCCCCAGUUCCGCUCUACAACUCCUUCCGCGAUGUGCACCGCUUCGUCUGCAUUCUGGGGGAGGCCCUAGCUGCUAGCCAAGGUCAUCCACAGGGGGCGCUGUUGUGAUGGAAGGAGCUGUCACCCUCCCUUCCAGACCAAGCCACAUCUGCGCACAUGGCCACCUGGUACACUGAUAUGAAUGUAACAACAAUAAUAAUAAUAAUAAUAAUAAUUUAUUAAGUGGACUGUGAAUGGUUCUGCUGUGUCCUGAAGACCCAGUCCAGAUGUGUUAAUGUCACUGUUAAAAUUCCUCUGUAAGAAAACAGAUGAUUUUCAAAAUCAGAAUUAUUCAAAUGGCAGCUUUCUUUCAAAGCACACAUUUGUGUAGGACGUCUGCUGCUGGCACUGACUCUCCAGGGAAUCCUCACUCAUGCAUAGUCAAUGCUGCAGACCCCCGUCGGCAGACAAUACCCUGGUGCCAAAUUGCCACUGUUCAGCUGAAAUCAGACCCAUUCUUGACAUUAAAAACAUUUAGAAAAAUAAAAAUCCAACCUACCAGAAACUGUACGAUCAACCAGCUGCUGUUCACAAAUGAUGAUAAUUAUCAGUGUUUUCCUUUUUUUUUUUUGUCAACCUCUAUGGCAGAAAAUUUCACAUUUGACUUGAUUGGCCCUUGAUUGUAUCUACCAUGUAUAAUGACAUCAGUCACGUUUGAUGUAACUCUACCUAUUCUUAAAAGCCCACGAGUGUUAACUUGUGAAAUAUGCAGCUGUUACUGGCCACUUUGUACACCAAAAUGACACUUCUGUCCACUCAGUUGAGUUGUACUUUACGCAACGAAAAUCACACUUAAAAGGAGCAAAAGUUGAUGGCGAAAACUGAACUAUAUUCCACUUUAAGGUGCUUUCAUUUUACAAAUGGGAACGAACUUGCCUGACGCUGGUGCUGUUAUUGUGAAAGUUUGCUGCCCUCAGUCUCCGUUUCCCUGACUUCAAAUGAAUGUCAGCAUGCUCACUGCUUACUGCUGAGUGGUUGGUACUGUAACAGCGAGAGUUUUCCCUCUUUAAGCCAAUGUAUAUCUGUGAGCUUUCCAUAGGUGUGACCUGCUACAUACAUCACCAGACCGUUCGAGCCGCUUGGGCUGAUGGAUGGCGGCUUGUCCGAAAUGAUCUUCCCUGUCAACUCCACAAAACGCUUCUGCCUGGCUGUCAGUCUUGAAAGCAGAGCUGGCUGAAAUGCACUUGAUUUGCUGGGGGCUCUUAGGGGAAGGUGCUGAGUUUGGCCUCUCUCUCACCAUGAAAACUCACAAUGGAAACGCCAUUCAGUUAAUUUCCAUCUUCCUGUUUUGUCAGACCACAUUCUUAUAACAAUGAUUGAUACUGACACGACAUGCAGAAUCUGGAAGAAAAAUUAAUACAUGUAUUUUAAGCAUUUAUCUUUCACUUUGGUGUUUCAGUAUGAUUUUCAAUGCCGGUAUGAAUUUCAAAUGUUUUGGAGAUUAUCCUAGGGGGACAAAAUCCAUUGUUUUAACUGUAGUGGACUGAAAGUGGGUUUAAUAAAAGUUGGUUUAAUAAGUA